UUAUCAGCGCAUGGCAAUUGGCAAAUUGCAAGUGAACUACUUGGAACUAACUCAUUCUCGUUUUGAAGGAACUCAUUGUCAUUGCACGUUUAACGGAAGAUUAUUAGUAACAUACCAAGUAAUAAUUUAGAGAGGGAGAAAGAGGUAGGUGGUUCAGUUUGUUUGGGACUAGCUAGCUAGCUAUACUGUAGUAUUGUUUAGUUUCAUAGGGAAAAUGAAAUGGUGUUUUAGGAAAGGAAAGGAACGAAGGCCUCGUCAUUUAAGCAUUAAGAAUCCUGCUAUGCUGCUGACAACACCAAUUAGUCUCAGAAACGAAACACAGGAAACAAAGAUCUUUUUUACUAUUACAGAGACUGAUGUGUAAAUAAUAUUAUAAUGCAACUCAUUUUGGCAAAUAUUAUUGUUUUGGUUGUCAUCAAGAGGAGGUUGAAAUAAUAAUUUAGUGAUUAAGAGGAGAUAUAAAUAUGUAUGUUGUGUUGGGAGAUAGAAAGAUGGACCCUGACGCAUUCACGUCCACCCUCUUCAAGUGGGAUUCGCGCACCAUCCUCCCAACUUGUUCUUCCUCACUGAUGGAGGGGACCGGGGGGCUGGAGGAGCUGUUCCAUGCGUACGGGGUGAGGUACUACACGGCGGCGAAGGUGGCAGAGCUGGGGUUCACGGCGAGGACGCUGGUGGACAUGAAAGAGGAGGAGCUGGAGCACAUGAUGAACAGCCUUUCCCAGAUCUUCCGUUGGGAUCUGCUGGUUGGCGAGCGCUAUGGCAUCAAAGCUGCCGUCCGAGCUGAGCGUAGACGCAUCCAAGACCAUCAUCAACUUCGAAUUGAUUCUCUCCCUCAAGAAGGGGUGCAACAACAUAAAGAGGCGGUGGGGAGCACGUGGGACGUCAGGAAGAGGAUGAGAAGCAGAAGCAAGACGAUGAGUGAUGAGGAGGAAGAAGAAGAGGAGGAGGAGGAGAGACAAAGAGAGCACCCGUUCAUAGUGACGGAGCCUGGGGAAGUGGCACGUGGCAAGAAGAACGGCCUGGAUUACCUAUUCCAUCUGUAUGAGCAAUGCCGUGAUUUCUUGAUCCAAGUACAGAACAUUGCCAAGGAAAGCGGUCAAAAAUGCCCUACCAAGGUGACAAACGAAGUGUUUAGGUACGCCAAGAAGGCAGGAGCUCAUUGCAUAAACAAGCCAAAGAUGAGACACUACGUUCACUGUUACGCGCUUCACUGCCUUGACAAAGACACUUCCAAUCAGCUCAGGAGGCAGUUCAAGGAGACAGGCCAGAACGUUGGGGCAUGGAGGCAGGCCUGCUACAACCCUCUAGUUGCCAUUGCUGCCCUCCACCACCACGACAUUGAUGCCAUCUUUAACUCUCAUCCUCGCCUAUCCAUCUGGUACGUUCCCACGAAGCUUCGCCAGCUUUGUCACGCCCACAGGAACAAUUCAGCUUCCACCUCCACCCAUCAUCAUCUUCUCUUCUAGCUGUCCAAACUUAAUUAUAGCUUCUACUACUACUACUUCUCAUCUAUUAUGUAAUGCCCUUAAUUAA
Arachis ipaensis is the source of this 1533-nucleotide messenger RNA. RefSeq names its product floricaula/leafy homolog. The record is from RefSeq and is a predicted model, not a curated record. Gene Ontology annotation, biological process: regulation of DNA-templated transcription. Gene Ontology annotation, molecular function: DNA binding. Lineage: Eukaryota; Viridiplantae; Streptophyta; Magnoliopsida; Fabales; Fabaceae.